Monodelphis domestica (gray short-tailed opossum) is the source of this 4705-nucleotide messenger RNA. RefSeq names its product coagulation factor X (gene F10). Gene Ontology annotation, biological process: blood coagulation; proteolysis. Lineage: Eukaryota; Metazoa; Chordata; Mammalia; Didelphimorphia; Didelphidae. Gene Ontology annotation, cellular component: extracellular region. The record is from RefSeq and is a predicted model, not a curated record. Gene Ontology annotation, molecular function: calcium ion binding; serine-type endopeptidase activity.
AUAAGUAGAAGGACAACAGAACAAGCCAGGGAAACCCAGUGUGAGCUGAGCCUUGCCCGGAGUCAGCCUUGCUGCAGAAGAAGUGGCAGAGCACCACUCUUUCUCAGCCCAAAGACUAUGGCAAGCUGGUUGUACCUCCUACUGCUUGGCACCUCAGUGGCAAGCCUUCUGAACUUCGGAGAAACCGUUUUCCUAAAUCAAGAAAAGGCCAACAAUGUCCUAAAGAGGACCCGGAGGGCUAAUUCAUUAUUUGAAGAGGUGAAGAAAGGAAACCUUGAGAGAGAAUGUAUAGAAGAAACAUGCUCUUAUGAAGAAGCCAGAGAAGUCUUUGAAAACCAAGAAAAAACGAUAGAAUUCUGGAACAAAUAUGUAGAUGGUGACCAGUGUGAAAGCCAGCCUUGUCAGAAUCAUGGGGACUGUAAAGAUGGUGUUGGUGAAUACACCUGCAGCUGUAUGGAAGGAUAUGAAGGCAAAAACUGUGAAUUUUCAUCAGUAGCAUACUGCAGUUUGGAUAAUGGAGAGUGUGAUCAAUUCUGCAAGGAAGCAAAAAACACUGUGGUAUGUAGCUGUGCCAAAGGCUACAUCCUGGGAGAUGAUGGCAAAUCCUGUAUACCUACAGAACCCUACCCGUGUGGAAAAGAAACACUAGAAAGAAGAAAGCGGUCAGUCCCAGAACCUGACAUGCAAAGUGUCACUACUCCGAGCUUAAGUGAGAAUCCACUUACAGACCUGGAAAAAGAGACUCUGCCUCCCACAAAAGCGCCUUUGGAAGGAUUCUUGCCAAAUCGCACAGAACCUGAAAACAAUGGGAAAGAUCACAGAAGAAUUGUUGGAGGAAAAGAGUGCAAUGAUGGAGAAUGUCCUUGGCAGGCUCUUCUCAUAGAUGAGAACAAAGAAGGAUUCUGUGGAGGUACAAUUCUGGAUGAGUACAACAUCCUCUCCGCAGCUCACUGCAUGUUCCCAAUGAAGAGAUUCCAAGUGGUGGUAGGCGAGCGGAACACUGAGAAAGAAGAUGGAAACGAAGAGGCCCACGAAGUGGACAAGGUACUGGCACAUAAAGGUUUUGUGAGAGAAACCUACGACAACGAUAUCGCUCUCAUCAAGUUAAAGAAACCCAUCCGGUUCCGAAAGAACGUGGCGCCCGCGUGCUUACCAGAAAAGGACUGGGCUGAGGACGUCCUGAUGAAUCAGAAGGUGGGCGUGGUCAGCGGCUUUGGCCGCGUCCACGAGAGAGGUCGCACCUCCGCGGUCCUCAAGAUGCUGACGGUUCCUUAUGUGGAUCGGAACACAUGCAAGCUGUCCAGUACCUUCACCAUAAGCUCCAACAUGUUCUGUGCUGGCUAUGACAACCAACCUGAGGACGCAUGUGAGGGAGACAGUGGUGGCCCACACGUGACCAAAUUUAAGGAUACGUAUUUCGUCACUGGAAUUGUCAGCUGGGGAGAAGGAUGCGCCCGGAAGGGAAAAUAUGGGAUCUAUACAAAAGUCACUGCCUACCUUGGUUGGAUAAAAAAAUACAUGAGAACAAAGAAAAUUCAGUAGAACUGCCUGCCUUCUGCAGCAGUGAUCAAGUAGUUCCUCUUCUAAUCCUCCACAUUUGGCCAAAUGCUUCCUUUAUAGGUUAGUUCUAGUGACUGUAGAGCAUUCUGAUAAAAAAGAAUUCUACUCAAGUGACCUUCUAGUAGCCUUUGGGUCUAUUUUAUGCUCUUCCUCUGUGAUUUGAAUCCAUGUUUAGAUUUCCAGGAUUCAAAAUGGAAGAUUCGGUGCAAUUCCAUAUCCUCUCAGAGAAAUAUCAUUAUUCUAAUUCCACUUCAGAUUUUUUGUUUAGUUCCAGAAUUGCCAUUUGAUCUGUUGUUGACAUCAGUUUUCUCUUACUCAGUUUAACUGGGAAAAUUUCUGUCUGCAUGGCUCGUUUUCACCUUGUCCUUGUCAGUUCAGAUGUAUUUUCUUUUAGAAAUCUCAUCACAUUUUGUUAAAGAAAAAAAAAACUAGAAUAUCCAAACUGUCCCUCAUGUUUCAUAAAAAGUGCCAUUUAAAAAGAAAAUUAAAACAUUUAAUAUUAGCACAGUCUUUUUCUUUACUUGGCAAUGUUUUAUUUAAUUGACCAGGUAUGAAGGCCCUGAAAGAUAAGUAGUUUAUUGUUCAGUCAUUUCAGACUCUUUGCAGCCCUGUUUGGAGUUUCCUUGGCAAAGAUAUUGGAGUGGUUUGACAUUUCUUUCUGCAAAUCAUUUUACAGAUGAAGAAACUGAGGCAAACAGGGUUAAGUGACUUGCUCAAGUUCAUACAUCUAGUGCCUGAGGCCAGAUUUGAACUGAAGAAGAGAUUAUCUUCCUGAUUCCAAGCAAGGCACUCUAUCCACCGUGCCACCUAGCUGCCUCCUAGGAUAGGUCAUAGCAGGGCUUCAUGAAGGAAUUUCAUUGUAAUGGGCACAUAAAAUGUAGGAAGAAGAGACCACUCUCCCUUAACCUAACAGAUUAUCCAAUCUAAGCAUUUUAUAGAUGAGGAAACUGAAAUUACUAUAGUGAGACUAGGAUUUUACCAAUGUCCGGGAUGGGAGUGAGCAUCUUUCCCAUGGUGAUAACUACCCUCAAUCUCAUGUCCAUCUCACCGUGAUCCUGUCAUCUCCCAGAAGUCAUCUUUUUCCUGUCCCAGCACCCAUAACUUGUGCUAGACUCUCUAAAGGCAGGGGUUCUUAACCUUGGGAGCAUUAACUUGAUUUAGAAAGCCUUAUUUGAUCAUUGUAUUUCAAUAUCAUUGGUUUCCUUUUUACCCCAAUUAUUUUAUCUUGAACAUUUAAAGCAUUAUUCUGAGAACAGAUCUCCCAGACAACCAAGGCCGUCCAUGACUCCAAAAAAAAAGUUAAGAACCUGGCUCUAGGAGAUAGGCUGCUUCUGUGCCAGUAAUUUAAUAGUCUUCUGGGUCCCAUCUAUAGCCCCCAAUCAAGUAAAUUUGUCCUUAAUACAAGAAUCUGUAGUUACAGAUUGGGAUAAAGCUGUAGAAGUACUUCCCUGGCAUCUUGGAAAGCACCGAGUACCUGGCUCUGAAAAACCUGAGACAUAGAACAGCUGAGUGUCAAUGGAGAGAGCGAGAACAUGCCAAUAAUGAAUCUUGGGUAGCUGUGGAGAGCAUCGGUUGGACUGAGGGGAAAUAAAAGUUUUAAUGUAGAGCUAGAAAAUAGGAGAGCAAGAGGAGGGAUAAGCUAAGGGCCCCAGGAGAACAAGACCUGGUCUUAGAGAAGAGAAUACUUUGGGGAAGAGACUGAAAGAGAGGGAGGUACAAACAAGAUAAGAGUUCACACUGAAGGCAAGCUUCUACUAAACAGUUUACCUAGAGUGAUCCCUAUAGGAAAUUCCUAAGGAUCUCAACCACAACUCAGACUCUCCAAGCAGAUGAACUGGUCAUCUGACCCUUGUUUGCAUCCCGUAACUACAGCCAAUACCUGAGUUACCUUGUUAGACUAAGCUCUAAAAAGUAGGGUGAUGAAAUCUAUCCUCGGAUGUCAUGAGAAUGCUCUAACCCAUAAAUGUUUUGGGGUUUUUAAAAAGCCACUUUGGAAUAAGAAAUACUAUGUAAUGACUAAACAAUAAACUUCAAAUUCCUGAAGAAAAGCCAAAGGCCCAUCUGUUGGUGUAGCAAUAGAAAUGAAAACUCAGCUUCUGAAUUUUGCAUUCCUUUAUUUUCUAUUGUAAGGAGAACAGAAAUAGCUCUAAGACCUCUGAUUGCAUUGGCAGGGAAACUCAAAGUUGGGAACACUCCUCCUGUGGAUGAAGGUCUGCACCUUCAGUCCAAUUUACAUUCUUGGUGUAUAUGGGGUGUCAAGGAGUUAAAUUGCCUGGCAGUCAAGCUAAAAACCAGGCUGAGAGUAACCAGUAUCAGUGGACUAAGGGGGAUGUCUAUCCCAAGCAUCUCCAGACUUCCCCCAGCAGAAGAGGCACAUGAGAACAAUUUGUUCCAACAGUCAUGAAGGCAAUCAAAGCAGAUGCUAUGGAGCACGUAGAGCCUGGACAGACCUCAAAGAUCCCCUGUAUCCCAGGCCAUUGACAAUCAUCCUGAUUUUUGUCCUGCCACUGGACACUGAUGACUUCGUGCAACUCUGCCUCCUUAAAUCCAAUUCAUGUUCAAGUUAAGGUAUCACCUGUGAUGGCAUCGGUCCUCUCUGAAAAACAAGAGAGAACGAUAACAUUCUGAGCCAAUUGCCUAGAGCAAUGAAUGAGAAGCUAAACAUUUUGCCCAGGAUCAUACAGCCAAGAUAUAUCAGAGGCAGGAACUGGAUCCAGGCCUUCCUCACUCCAAAGCCAGCUUUCUAACCAUCACUCCAGGCGGUUUCAUGAACUAUGCCACAUUUCAUUUGUUUUAAAUGAUUCAGCUAACUGGCCACAACUUUUUGCAGCCAUAAAACUCUGGCUCUGGCCCCAGAACUUUUGGUUUUUACUAGGGCAGUGAUCUCUAAACUAUUUUUGUCAAUAAUCUCUAACAAUAAACAUGUUUUGAGUGUGCAUCACCAAUGUGUGUGUAUUUACACAUGUAUAAGACAGAUGCAUUAUUACUAUAUGAUUACAUAUUGUAAAAUAUAUAAACAUUUAAGAGUGAUAUAAAAGGAUAUAUUUAGAAUACAUUUUACUUCUUAUAGGUAGAACUUUUUACUCUCACUUAAAAAUUAUUAUCAAAAAAGAUAUAUUCAAUAAAAACAAUGUUUUUGGCUUCA